UGGAAAUCUGGGAAGUUUAGAAUUGUCAAGACUGAAGGCAAUGGCAAGCAGCUUUUCCCCUUCAGAAUCUUUGGCGCUCUGCUACGAGAAUGUGAAUGGAUCCUGCAUCAAAAGUACUUAUUCCCCCGGCCCCCGCGCCAUCCUCUAUGCAGUCCUUGGUUUAGGAGCCCUGCUGGCAGUGUUUGGAAACUUACUAGUCAUUAUCGCUAUCCUCCACUUCAAACAGUUACAUACACCUACGAACUUUCUGGUGGCGUCCCUGGCCUGUGCAGACUUCUUGGUGGGCGUGACCGUGAUGCCCUUCAGCACUGUGCGGUCUGUGGAGAGCUGCUGGUACUUUGGGGAGAGUUACUGUAAGUUCCACACUUGUUUUGACACCUCCUUCUGUUUUGCGUCCCUGUUUCAUUUAUGCUGCAUCUCCAUCGACCGGUACAUAGCAGUUACAGACCCGCUGUCAUAUCCCACCAAGUUCACCGUAUCGGUUUCUGGAGUAUGCAUUGCUCUCUCCUGGUUCUUUUCUGUCACAUACAGCUUUUCUAUCUUUUACACGGGAGCCAAUGAAGAAGGGAUCGAGGAAUUAGUGGUUGCUCUGACCUGCGUGGGAGGCUGUCAGGCUCCACUGAAUCAAAACUGGGUUCUACUUUGUUUCCUUUUAUUCUUUCUGCCCACUAUUGUCAUGGUGUUUCUAUACGGUAGGAUAUUUUUAGUGGCAAAGCAGCAGGCUAGAAAGAUCGAGAGUACGGCCAGUCAAGCUCAGGCCUCAGAGAGCUACAAGGAAAGAGUAGCCAAGAGAGAGAGGAAGGCUGCCAAAACCUUGGGGAUUGCCAUGGCAGCGUUUCUCGUGUCUUGGUUACCGUACAUCAUCGAUGCUGUGAUUGAUGCCUACAUGAACUUCAUAACACCUCCCUACGUCUAUGAGAUAUUAGUGUGGUGUGUCUACUACAACUCAGCCAUGAACCCCUUGAUAUACGCCUUUUUUUAUCCUUGGUUUAGGAAGGCAAUAAAACUGAUUAUGAGUGGCAAAGUCUUCAAGGGAGAUUCAUGUACAAUCAAUUUAUUCACUGAAGAGGCAGAUGUAGGCUAAAAAGAUCGCCACAGAGAACUGAAAGAGGCUUGGGUUGAAGGUCAGAGGCAAAAUAAACACUGCGAUCCAAGGAGGCUGCAUACUCUUUCACCAAAUAGGAGGCCUGACAUCCAAGGGUCACUCCAAAGCAUUUUUCCUGUGUCUGUGCAUUUUUCGGCUGAGUGACAUGUGGUCAGAUCUGUUCAUUCCUCCCGGUGUCGUGUGCUCUUUAACGUUUUCUGCUUUGCUCUGAAAUUUCUACCUGUGUCUUCAAGUCAUUGGAAGCAAUGUAGUUUCUCCACUACCCACGAAGAGUAUUCAGAUGUGGGCAAUAACACAGAGGGGGAGAAGUGCUUGGAAUUUGAAGUUAGGUUUUCGGGGGACAAAGC
This is a messenger RNA of Myodes glareolus (Bank vole), 1452 nucleotides long. RefSeq names its product trace amine associated receptor 9 (gene Taar9). Gene Ontology annotation, biological process: G protein-coupled receptor signaling pathway. NCBI's taxonomy places the organism in Eukaryota, Metazoa, Chordata, Mammalia, Rodentia, Cricetidae. Gene Ontology annotation, cellular component: membrane. Gene Ontology annotation, molecular function: trace-amine receptor activity. The record is from RefSeq and is a predicted model, not a curated record.